CCCUCGGCCCCCACCGACAAACUGGAGAAGGUUCUGGAGCGUCUGGGGUCUCGGUUCCCUCAGUGCACCAAGGCCCAGCUGACCACGCUGCUGCAGCAGGUGAAGAGCUCCCGGGGGACGCUGGCGGGGAUGUCCAUGGAUGAUGUCAUCGAGCAGGUGGGCUUCAAGCUGGCCCAGAGCGAGAGGUCGGCCCCGGGGCCCAUCAGCAGACCCGCUCCUCCGGGGCCCAUUCAGAGACCCACCCUGCCCCUGCAGAGAGCCGCCGCCCCCCCUCCACCCACUGGCGUCCGAAAACUCUGCCUGAUGUGCCAGAACCACGUGGACCCGGAGCACCGGUACCCCUUGAGCUGCUCCCACACCAUCCACAAAGACUGCAUCCAGAUGUGGCUGCAGACCAGCAAGAACAACUCCUGCCCCUUCUGCCCGGGGGGGCAGUGAGGACCCCCGCACCAGCCCCUGUUCAUCUGCAGAGGCCUGGUUCUGCUCGACCCGGAUGGUUCUGUUCUAACAUUUAAACAGUUGGACUUUGUUCUAAAACUGAAUCUAAUGUCUGAUUUAUAAAAACUGUAUUUUAUUACAAACAGAUCAAACUUUAUUACAACUUUUCCAAUAAAAACUCUUUAAAAAGG
Austrofundulus limnaeus is the source of this 629-nucleotide messenger RNA. Its product is annotated as RING finger protein 214. The record is from RefSeq and is a predicted model, not a curated record. Gene Ontology annotation, molecular function: ubiquitin-protein transferase activity. NCBI's taxonomy places the organism in Eukaryota, Metazoa, Chordata, Actinopteri, Cyprinodontiformes, Rivulidae.